Ylistrum balloti is the source of this 4399-nucleotide messenger RNA. Its product is annotated as calpain-B-like. Gene Ontology annotation, cellular component: cytoplasm. The record is from RefSeq and is a predicted model, not a curated record. Gene Ontology annotation, biological process: proteolysis. Lineage: Eukaryota; Metazoa; Mollusca; Bivalvia; Pectinida; Pectinidae. Gene Ontology annotation, molecular function: calcium-dependent cysteine-type endopeptidase activity; calcium ion binding. Bases 146 to 2194 code for a protein of 682 amino acids. The transcript is spliced from 21 exons.
UCCAGAGCUCCAUGUCAUCAGUGCCUAACCAAAGCAGCGGUUGGGUUAUCAUUAGCAGAGAAAUCUGGUGGAUAGAACGACAUACUGUCAGCGCCUGUACAUUAACCCAGUCCGUAGGAGAUCGUACAGUGGAUCCCACGUUGCCAUGUCUGUUCGGGGUAGCACCUCGCGUCGAAAUAAGGAGUACCAUUCUCUUCGGUCAGAGCUUCUGAGGGCCAAUUCAUUGUUUGUAGACCCCGAGUUCCCACCUAAUAACUCAUCCUUGACAUUCAAUGGUCAUACGCCACGAAACUUCGUCAAAGUUGUUUGGAAACGUCCUACGGACAUUGUACGAAAUCCAAAACUAUUUGUAAGAGGAGCGAGCAGAUUCGAUCUUGACCAAGGAGCUUUGGGAAACUGUUGGUUCAUUGCCGGUGCAGCUGUUGUAGCAACCCAUGGUAAACUUAUAGAACGAGUCGUUCCGAACGACCAGGACUUUGACGUCGACUAUGCAGGUAUAUUUCACUUCAACUUUUGGUGGUACGGCAAAUGGACGGAAGUGGUCAUCGACGACUAUCUACCCACAGAUGGGUUCCGGCUUAUAUACGGAAGGAACCGAGAGCAGCAAUCGGAGUUUUGGCCAUCGCUUCUCGAGAAGGCAUAUGCUAAACUCCGUGGGUGCUACGAGGCGUUAGUUGGAGGGAAGCUGGACGUCGCCAUUGUCGAUAUGACAGGCGGUAUAUCGGAGAGAAUCGAUAUGACGAAUAAAUCAGAUAUACCCAACGAUCUGUACGAUGUCAUGUGGAAGUGCUAUAAAAUGAAUUCCAUGUUAGGAGCGAGCAUGCGUUUGAAGGACCCGGCCAAUACGACAACACGAGAGGUAGAAUUACCAAAUGGACUGUUCAGGGGCCACGCCUACAGUAUUACGGGACUAGCUACAGUACCGUAUCGAGGAAUGAACAUACAACUUGUCAGACUAAGAAACCCCUGGGGACACGAUGAGUGGAAGGGCGAUUGGUCAGACGGAUCUGACCAGAUGAAAAGUAUGUCAUAUGAAGUCCGCAAACAGCUUCAUAUAGUUGUAAGAAAUGACGGCGAAUUCUGGAUGUCCUAUCAUGAUGUGUUGCUGAACUUUGAUGAGAUACAAUUGUGUCACCUGCAACCAGAUGCAUUGUUGGAGGAAAUAUCAAUUGAUGAGAGACAGCAGGCAUGGCAAGUCGUGGUUUACCACGAUGCUUGGAUAAAAGGUGUCACUGCCGGGGGAUGUGGAAACAAGCCGUAUGAGGAUCUGUACUGGAGGAAUCCCCAAUUCUUUGUUACCCUGAAGGAUGUGGAUGAGACUGACAAUAGCGGCAAAUGUACACUUAUCGUGUCUCUGUUGGAAAAAGAGCAGGACAAUAGGAACAAAGUGGCUAUGGCCUUCGAUAUCUACAGACUCAAGAAUCCACAAAGAAGACCACUUGAUGGAGAAACUGUAUCAAGAAAUGCUCUUCAUCAAGAAAAGUCUUCUGGCAACUACGAAUUUUAUAGAGAGAAUACGAAGCGGUUUCAAUUUUCACCAGGAACGUAUGUCGUCAUCCCAAGUACAUUCUACCCUAACGUAGAAUCACAAUUCAUGUUACGGUUCUUCACGGAAAAACCUUCUGAUAGUGGUGUCUUGGAUGAAGAAUCUGGCCCGGGAACAUCCACAAACCAUGUUCCUACGGAUGACCCUAUAAAAGCCAUUUUUAAAGCAUGCACCAAAGAGGAUGGAAAGAUGUAUGCAAGAGAAUUGAAAAAGUUUUUAAGGAAACUUACUGCUCUUGAGCACAAAGAACCAAUCAAGUUUAACACUGAAACCUGUAGAUGUUUAGUAACCUUAAUGGAUCGAAAUCGUUCAGGGGCGCUGAACUAUGACGAAGCUAUAAAGGCAUGGAAAGAGAUCCAGGGAUUCAGGGCAGUGUUUAAACAGUCUGACGCUGAUGCAUCCGGAAAUGUUGACACCUACGAACUUGGGAAAAUGUUUACUAAAUUAGGAUUUCCCAUCAGCAGAAUGGUACUGACUGGCAUUGUACGGCGAUAUGGUGGCAGGGACAAUACUAUUUCUCUACCAGACUUUAUCGUUAUCCUGUGUAAAUUAACAGUAAUGUACAGCCUAUACCAGGAACAGUCGGGAGGGGCAAAUACAGCCAAGAUCAGUAUGAAUGAGUUUCUGUAUUUCUCCAUGUUCUGUUGAUGGAGGGCGCCAUAUACAGUUACAACACAGACCACCAUGGGUAUCAGUGGACAUGUUCCAGUGUUGGAUGAAAUAUGGUAACAAAGAAUUUAGGCAGUCUAUUUGUUGGAAAAAGAUGUCAAGAACGAUUUAAUCUUUAAUUGCUGUUUUCUGUAAGAAACAGUCUACACUAAGACCCACAUGAUUGCUUUUUAGUUGUGUACAUUAGUGUAGGAUUAGGUGCCGGAGAUUUCCACUUUUAGUAGAAUCUUUAUAGUUGUUUAUAAAAUUUUGUUAUCGCAGUUUUUUAUAGUGUGCUACUCGUUAACAUCUACUCUCAGGUACUUACUUACGCAAUAUUUGAUGUCAAUCUUUUAUUUUGAUUAUCAAUGACAUAGAGAAGUUUUCCUCCAAACAGUUAUGUGAUAAUUCAUGAGACAGAGUGGCAGAUAAAAGUUAUCAUUACAUGUGCAGACUAAACAUUUUUGUUGUCAAAAGGUAUUUGUUUCUAUACACCAUUACAUUAGUCAGACAUCAAUAUUCACUAUUGAUAAUGACGAUAUUCAUCCACGCGUUAAUUGGAUAACUUUGAUUGUGACGCCAGGUCGGUCUGAAAUAGGAGUUAUGUUUCAUUCGCAGAAUAAACCCCCUGUUUUAGACAUGGUGUAACCUUGUUAAAGAAAUAAGAGAAUGAGAUCCUCAAACAUACGGUGUUGAUAUGAAUCUUAUUUUUACAAAUAAUAAGCUAUUAACAAAAAGUGAUCGGGUAUUUUGCAGUUUUACGAUUUGUUAACUGUAUGUAGUAAGAUAGAUAGUACCAUUUCCACCUCUGUGUAAAAGGUACUAAUACUGCAUAUUUAUUGUCUGCCAUUAACUUUUUUGAUCUGUAAAAUUUUGACGUAUUUGAUAAACUACUAAUCUUAAUACACUAUAUAGAACGACAAAAUUAGGUAUCAUGCUUUAGCUAUAGACGUUUUGCAAAAGGAAAAAAAAUACAAUGUUUUAGUGCAAGGCUCGAACUUUCUACCAGCUUAUAUCUAUGAUUUCUGCGCCUUUGGGUAUGCACUAUAGUAACGAGAAGUUUCCAUACAUCCUACAACUUUGUAUGAGUAAGUUGGUGUGAGAAUUGUCCUGGAAUCUUGCCUACAUGUGUUAUUGUUAAUAUAAAGAGAAACAGAAUCCCACACCCAAACACACCACCUCCCACACGCACACCCACACCACCUCCCACACGCACACCCACACACACACCCACACACACACCCACACACACACCCUCUCCCACACGCACACCCACCACCUCCCACACACCAACUCACACACACACACACCACCUCCCACACGCACACCCACACCACCUCCCACACGCACACCCACACACACACCCACACACACACCCUCUCCCACACGCACACCCACCACCUCCCACACACCAACUCACACACACACACCACCUCCCACACGCACACCCACACCACCUCCCACACGCACACCCACACACACACCCACACACACACCCUCUCCCACACGCACACCCACCACCUCCCACACACCAACUCACACACACACACCACCUCCCAUCCACACACACACACAACCUCCCACACAAACACCCACACACACAUACAUAUAUAAUCUUGAAUAAAGAGAUGUUGCAUCUUUGUAAACGUAUGAGUGGCUGACUAUGAGAAUGAGUUUUCAAUUACCAGGGUACAUAUUCCAUGGAUGAGAAAAUAACAGGAUAGUGACGGAUUGAUUACUUGGAUUUCAAGGAUGGAGAUUCGAGUACUGUUAUACAGUUUCACAUUUUUUUAAUGGGAUUGUUCAAAUUUGAGAAUGAAAGGCGUUUCUGCACUUUUUUCAUAUUUUCAUAUGAUUUUCAUAUAUACAUAAGAAAUGAAUUAAAUGUGUCAGUUUAUUUCAUUUAUUGAAUGGAUGUCUCAUUAUUUCGCUGCUACUGAUCAUUUUUGCAUAAUGGAUUAUACCAAUUGCUUACUUUUGUUAUAGGUAUUUUAUAUUUAAAUCCGUUUACAUUGUUAAGAUUGUGAAUUUUUCUGACAGCUGUGGUGACCUAUAGAUAGAUAGGGAGAAGGGCUGCUGCAUGAUUGUGUUUUAAGACAAGAAUAAUUACACAUAUAUAGUGAUGUCCUCAUUUUCCUUGUUCAUAUGUUUGAUAUCAAUAGUUUUUUUUCAAAUAAUUGUUUUCAAUAAAAAACUUGAAAAUUU